GAGGGUGGGUGUAAUGCGGCCGCCGAGCCCUGAAUGGCGACGGAGGCCGCGGAGAGAGGCACCGAGGGACCGCCAGAGAGCAGCGCCUGAGCACCGCGGCCGCUGCUGACAACAACCCCGGCCAAAAUAAAAACAUGGACGGGAGGCGAACCGAUCCCACCCGAGUCUCUCAAUUGGAGCAGGAGCUGUAUUACCUGAUUGCCCGCUUCCUCCUGUCUGGACCCUGUCAGAAGUCGGCACGGGUGCUGAUCCAGGAGCUGGAGGAAUAUCAGCUGAUGCCGAAGCGUCUGGAUUGGGAAGGCAAGGAGCAUCGUCGGAGUUUUGAGAGCCUGGUUUUAGCCAAUAAACACGUGUCUUCAGAUCACUUGCUGCAAAUGUGUCAGAGAAUUGGCCCACUUUUGGAUAAAGAGAUCCCGCCCAGUGUCCCUGGAGUGCAGACAUUACUGGGAGUGGGACGGCAGUCAUUAUUGCGAACUACAAAAGAUUGCAAACGUGUAGCAUGGAAAGGCUCUGCCUCUGCUGCCCUUCAUCGUGGCAGGCCACCAGAACCACCCGUGAAUUAUGGGAAGUCUCCAAAUAUCGUGAGCAUCAUCAAUGCCAAGCAGUUAACAGGAUGUGGACGUCGCAGCCAUGUUUUCCCAGUUGUUGUGUACCAGCAUGUGAAAAUGUACAAAAGGAUACUUGGGCAUCUUUCCUCUGUGUACUGUGUAGCAUUUGACCGUACAGGGAGGAGAAUUUUCACGGGUUCAGAUGAUUGCUUGGUGAAAAUUUGGGCCACAGAUGAUGGACGACUCCUGUCAACUCUGCGUGGGCACUCGGCUGAGAUCUCUGAUAUGGCUGUUAACUAUGAGAAUACACUGAUUGCUGCAGGCAGCUGUGAUAAAGUGAUCCGUGUUUGGUGCUUGCGUACAUGUGCUCCAGUUGCUGUGUUACAAGGGCAUACAGGUUCCAUAACCUCUUUAUUGUUUUCUCCAGGUACCAAAGGAACAACACGGUAUUUGACAUCCACAGGAGCUGAUGGGACUAUCUGUUUUUGGCAGUGGAAUACAGAGACCGUCAAAUUUAAUGAACAUCCAGUGAAAUUUGCAGAUAGAUCGAGACCAGGAAGUCAAAUUUCUUGCUCCUCUUUCAGUUCUGGUGGAAUGUUUGUAGCAACUGGCAGCACAGAUCAUGUGAUUAGAGUUUAUUACUUGGGUUCCGGCUCACCAGAAAAAAUUUCUGAACUUGCAUCACAUACGGAUAAAGUGAUUGCUAUCCAAUUUUGCAACAAUAGUCAGAGUUUGAGAUUUGUUAGUGGUAGCCGUGAUGGGACAGCUAGAAUCUGGCAGUACCAGCACCAAGAAUGGAAAAGUACUAUUCUGGAUAUGUUUAUGAAAUUACCAGGAAAUAAUCCACUUCCUACAGAGGACAAAGUCAGUAAGCUGAAAGUAACUAUGGUAGCAUGGGAUCGCUCUGACCACAAAGUCAUCACAGCAGUAAACAACUUCCUUUUGAAAGUGUGGAACUCCUACACUGGACAGCUGCUUCAUGUUCUUUCCGGUCAUGAUGAUGAAGUUUUUGUUUUGGAAGCUCAUCCGUUUGAUUCCAGGAUUAUGUUGUCUGCUGGGCAUGACGGCAACAUAUUCAUCUGGGACCUUUCAAAAGGUGCCAAACUUCGGAACUUUUUUAACAUGAUUGAAGGUCAGGGUCAUGGUGCUGUGUUUGAUUGUAAAUUCUCUGCAGAUGGGCAGCACUUCGCAUGCACUGACUCUCAUGGACAUUUACUGAUCUUUGGAUUUGGCUGCAGUAAAUCAUAUGAAAAGAUCCCGGACCAAAUGUUUUUUCAUACUGAUUACCGUCCACUUAUCCGUGAUUCCAACAAUUAUGUUCUGGAUGAACAGACACAGCAAGCACCUCAUCUCAUGCCGCCCCCGUUUCUAGUUGAUGUUGAUGGAAAUCCUCAUCUAACACAAUACCAACGAUUGGUGCCUGGUCGGGAGAAUUGCAUGGAUGAACAACUUGUUCCACAGUUGGGGUACAUGGCAAAUGGUGAUGGUGAUGUAGUGGAGCAGGUCAUCAGCCAACAGACAGAUGAUCAGUAUGAGAAUGGCCAAGAGCCCAGCCUUCUCGAUGAUGCUAUUAGGGAGCUCCAACGAGAACAUGACCUGAGGCAAGGAAACCAAGGAGCAGCUGAGUCGGGUGGCCCUUACAGUAGCUCAAACUUGCUGAACAGUGCCUUGCUGUCCCCCAUUGGACUUCGCCGAAGUGGUCAAAUAGAAGGUGUUCGUCAAAUGCAUAAUAAUGCCCCUCGGAGUCAGAUGGCUACAGAGAGAGACCUGAUGGCUUGGAGCCGAAGGGUUGUAGUCAUGGAGCUUCCACCUGGAAUUAGCAGGUUUCAGGAGGAACUUCGACUAGGUAAAGGCGAUGGAGAAAUUAACUUGUACACAAUUGAAAAGAAACGUAAACCACUACAACCAACACAGAAGAGCGAUGGUCAGGAAUUUUUCCAGCGCAUGGGGAGGCGGACUCAACGCCGUAACCAACAUUUCUACCACACGCGUUCAACUGUGGAACGCCGAACUUGUAGUAUUCGUCGGAUAGAAGAAUCUAAUAACUCUUCUGAGGAAAUGGAGACAAUAGAUGGGAGUGACGGGUCAUCUGAUGAAGCUGAAGAAGAGUGGCAGAGUGAGAGCAGUUCUAGUGAUUCAUCAAGUGAAUAUUCAGAUUGGACGGCAGAUGCGGGUAUUAACUUGCAACCACCCAAACGAUUGGUGAGACGAAUAGUACAUCAUAAUAGCAGCUCUGAAGAUGAGAAGCUGGGAGAAAGAUUGACUCUAAAACGCAAGAAAUCCAAACAGUCCAAACAGAAGAGGCCAAGUGAACUCCUUGCCAUGGAAGGUGCACCUUCUGAAGAAUGGAUUCCUCCAUCUUGGAUCCGUGAUACUACACCACGCAGGUCACCAUUUGUACCACAAAUGGGUGAUGAGGUUGUAUAUUUUCAACAGGGGCAUGAAGCAUAUGUGAAAGCUGUUAAAAAAGCAAAAGUCUAUAGUGUAAACCUUCAGAAGCAACCAUGGAUCAAAUUAGAACUGAGGGAACAAGAGAUUGUAAAGGUCGUUGGCAUCAAGUAUGAAGUUGGGCCCCCUACUUUAUGUUGUCUGAAACUUUCUCUUCUAGACCCCAUCACUGGCAAAAUGACUGGUGAAUCUUUCUCUCUCAAGUACCAUGAUAUGCCAGAUGUCAUUGACUUCUUAGUAUUGAGACAAUUUUAUGAAGAAGCAAAAAAGAGAAACUGGCACGUUGGAGACACGUUUCGCAGUAUAAUAGAUGAUGCUUGGUGGUUUGGAACAGUGCAGAGUCAGCAGCCCUUUCAGCCUGAAUAUCCUGAUAGUUUAUUCCAAUGUUACAGUGUUUGCUGGGAUAAUAAUGAGUUGGAGAAGAUGAGCCCAUGGGACAUGGAGUCCAUUCCUGAUGAUGCUAUCUACCCUGAAGAAAUUGGUGCCAGUGUCCCUGUUACUCCAGAAGAACUGAAGCACCUGUUAUAUAAACCUCAGGAGGGUGAAUGGGGAUCUGGUUCUGCAGAUGAAGAACAUAAGCGUAUCAUUCAGGGAAUCAGUCAACUAAUGACACUUGAAAUAGCUGCACCAUUCUCUGCUCCUGUGGAUCUCUGUGCCUAUCCGCUGUAUUGCACUGUGGUUGCAUAUCCAACAGACCUGAGCACCGUCAAGAAGAAAUUAGAAAAUGGGUUUUAUAGGACUGUUUCUGCCCUGAUGUGGGAAGUAAGAUAUAUUGAACAUAAUGCUAGGACUUUCAAUGAGCUUGACAGUCCUAUUGUCAAGUCUGCCAAGUUAAUUACGGAUACGUUACUUCAGUUCAUUGGGGACCAGAGCUGCACCAAUAUGUUAGAGCUGUAUGAAAAAGUUAAGACAGAGGAACUUAGCAGUGAUGAAAAUGACAAGGAAAUAGCUGCAGAACUAGAUUCUGAUGCUCCAGGAACCUCCUCAGACACAAUACAUCGACUCCCAAGGCAGUUGAACAGAAGGCCUGUGUUCAGUACUGAUCCGAAUGCCUGGAAAGAGCAAUGCAGAGAAUUUCUGAACCUCAUGUUCCAGUGUGAGGACUCUGAACCUUUUAGAACGCCAGUGGAUCUCUUUGCAUAUCCUGACUAUCGCAAUAUCAUCGAUGUUCCAAUGGACUUCAACACUGUAAAAGAAACACUAGAAGAAGGAAAUUAUGAAACCCCUUUGGAGUUCUGUAAGGAUGUUCGGUUAAUAUUCAGCAAUGCCAAAGCCUACACACCCAACAAGAAAUCAAGGAUAUACAGCAUGACACUCAGGUUGUCUGCCUUAUUUGAAACGCAAAUUAAAAGAAUAAUUUCAGACUACAAGUCUGCCUUGAAGUGCCAAAAAAAGAAUAAACCACGACAAAAGUAUAGAAAGAGGUUCAAAAGCAGCAGCAGCAGCAGUAGCAGCAGCAGGAGCAGUAGCAGCAGCAGGAGCAGUUCUCGGUCUGGGAGCAGGAGCAGUUCUCGGUCUGGCAGCAGGAGCAGUUCUCGGUCCGGCAGUGGUUCAGGUUGCAGUAGCAGAGCAUUCAGCCUAGCACAUGAACCAACAAACACUUCACCUAAGGCAGACCUGAAUAUCUUACCGUCCUGUUCAGUUAGAGCUAUUUCAUCAAGAACAACUCCAGUUUUGGAAACAGAAGUUCUUCCAGUAUCACUGAAUGAUGAAGUUGAGUAUCUACAGCUGUCACCAUUCCCUGAAUGUGAAGUACAGAAUAGGAGUGGAAUUGGUUCAGUGUCUGGAUCUACUGGAGUAACUGGAAAUGCCCCUAUGCCUACAGGGCAAGAUCACUUUUCAAAUGGUCCUUUAGUUAAUGGUCAUGGAAUACAUACUUCUGCAAAGAGGAAGGCGAUGAGUGAUUCAGAGGAAAGUAGCUUAGAGAAUCCAAACAUGGGGGAGAUGGAUGGCAUUGCACAAUUAGGUAGCAAUGCAUCAGCUAAAUCUGGCCCAGGGUCUGAAAGUGGUUCAGAGUCUGCUCCUGGAUCAGAUAAAGACCACAUUGAAGGAGAUCACGAUUAUAGCAAGGCUGUGAGAAGGAAAACAACAAGGAAAGGAAAUAUAAAAAGCAAAGUAGUGAGGAGGAGGAGGCGGAGGAGGAAACGCUUCAGAUUUUCAAUACCAGCGAAUAAAUAUAAACGGGCAAAACUAUUAGAUGAUUGGUUUGAUGAAGACGAAUUGUGUGUAGAUCGAUUGAAUAAGUGCUCCACAAUUAGAACUAGAAACCAAGGUAGAAGGACGGUUUUAUACAAUGAUGACUCUGAUGAUGAUGGCUUUGUCCCAGCUGGUGAACGUCUAAACCUUGGCAUGUCAAGAUCGGGAAGAAUGCGACGAAUGACAGAAAAGGCUAAGGCAAGUCAUUUAAUGGGAUGGAGUCACUGAUGAUAAAAGCAGAGAACAUUUCAAACUGAACUUAUUACAUUCGUACUGCAGGGAUAUGAUAUGCACAACACAUUUAUUAAUUUAUGCGAUGGGGUUGGGGGGAGCUGGUGUGAAGGGAGCCUUUUGUUGUGGUGCUGAUCUCAUUAUCAAAAUGCACUUCAGUCUUCCAAACUUGCUUACCAUCUGCAGAAUCCAACCUCAAAGGCGGUGUAGCCUUAAUAUAUUUAAAGAUUUCUCUGAAGCCACUGAUGCGCAAACUCACCAACAGUUAUGUAAUAGGAAAUACUCAUCUAUUUGCCGUAACACCUUGAACAUACCUGGGCAGUGUUCCUGAUCUUUCGCUUUUGAUAUGUCGAACA
Messenger RNA from Chiloscyllium plagiosum (whitespotted bambooshark), 5779 nucleotides. It is a transcript of the gene brwd3, whose product is annotated as bromodomain and WD repeat domain containing 3. Gene Ontology annotation, biological process: regulation of transcription by RNA polymerase II; regulation of cell shape; cytoskeleton organization. Gene Ontology annotation, cellular component: nucleus. The record is from RefSeq and is a predicted model, not a curated record. NCBI's taxonomy places the organism in Eukaryota, Metazoa, Chordata, Chondrichthyes, Orectolobiformes, Hemiscylliidae. Gene Ontology annotation, molecular function: protein binding.